CCCGGUUGAGUACAAAAAGUACACAUAUAUGCUGGAUUGAGCCGACGAAUCAUGUUUCACUUUUUCAAUAAAAGUGACUGAAUUUUUUUUUCCUUGCUUAAGCGCUGACAGCCAAAAACUUUUUUUGACAAGCAGCCCAAACUUUUUUUUUUUUGCUUUUCACAUUCACAAGAAAAACGAACGAUCUGUCCCGCAAGUCCUGUUCUUUUUCCCCAUUUCGAAUUUUUUGAAGCAACAACUCUUUUUCUUUUUUUACCCCGACUUUAACGUACCCAACAACAACAACAACAAUGGGAUUUGAAGGACGUGGUGGCGGUCGAGGCGGUCGUGGCGGUGGCCGCGGCGGAUUUGGUGGUGAUCGAGGCGGUCGUGGCGGUGGCCGUGGAGGAUUCGGUGGUGAUCGAGGUGGCCGAGGCGGUGGCCGCGGUGGAUUCGGUGGUGAUCGCGGUGGCCGUGGCGGUGGCCGUGGAGGCCGUGGCGGUGGCCGAGGUGGAGGCGUCGGUGCCAAGGGUGGUAACAAAGUAAUCAUCGAACCCCAUCGUCACGAGGGCAUUUUCAUUGCCCGAGGCAAGGAAGACUUGUUGGUCACCAAGAACUUGGUGCCUGGUGAAUCCGUAUACGGUGAAAAGCGUAUCUCGAUCGACGGCCCCGAAGGCACCAAGAUUGAAUACCGUGUAUGGAACCCUUUCCGUUCAAAGUUGGCCGCUGCUGUGCUUGGUGGUGUCGACCAUAUCCACAUUGCACCCGGUAAGAAGGUCUUGUACUUGGGUGGUGCUUCUGGUACCUCUGUCUCGCACGUUGCCGAUGUGGUUGGUCCCGAAGGUGCUGUCUAUGCUGUCGAAUUCUCUCACCGUUCCGGUCGUGACUUGAUCAACAUGGCCAAGAAGCGUACCAACGUUGUCCCCAUUGUCGAAGACGCUCGUCAUCCUCACAAGUACCGCAUGCUCGUCCCCAUGGUCGAUGUCAUCUUUGCCGAUGUCGCCCAGCCCGAUCAGGCCCGUAUCAUUACCUUGAACGCCCACAACUUCUUGAAGAAUGAUGGCCAUAUUGUUAUUUCGAUCAAGGCGUCGUGUAUCGACUCGACGGUGGAUGCUUCUACCGUGUUUGCCCGUGAAGUCAAGAAGCUCCAGGAAGAACGUGUCAAGCCCCAAGAACAGUUGACGCUGGAACCAUACGAAAGAGAUCACGCUGUAGUGGUUGGCAAAUAUGUCCGAAGCAAAUAAUUUAUAUUUAUUAUCCAUUACAUGCCACAGCUUACCAACACGUACACCGUCUCAAUUCCUGCAACUCACAUCGUUUCAAACAUCUGAUAUGCCUCUCUCUCUUUAUCUCUCACUGCACACGCACACACACACACACACACGCACGCACUUACACGCUCAUUGUAUAAGCACAGUCGCUAUUUUCUUUUCUUCUUAUUAUUUCAUUCAGUCAUCCCCAUCUUUCUCUUCUUUUGUUUCUUCUUCUUUACUGUAGUAGAUGUCGCUUUUUGUUGUAAAUAAAAAAAAAGGCAAAAAUUCAACAAAAAAGCUUAUCAUCAACAGAAUCAACUGGUUCUUUUUCUUUUUUUUUGGUAUAGUGGAGAAGGGUAACACAAAAGGUGGGUUAAAGUAUCCAAUGAGAUUCAGCGUGGUGUUAGCAAG
This is a messenger RNA of Zychaea mexicana, 1643 nucleotides long. Its product is annotated as Fibrillarin-domain-containing protein. Gene Ontology annotation, biological process: box C/D sno(s)RNA 3'-end processing; rRNA methylation. The transcript is spliced from 2 exons. Bases 291 to 1223 code for a protein of 310 amino acids. The record is from RefSeq and is a predicted model, not a curated record. Gene Ontology annotation, cellular component: box C/D methylation guide snoRNP complex; nucleolus; small-subunit processome. NCBI's taxonomy places the organism in Eukaryota, Fungi, Mucoromycota, Mucoromycetes, Mucorales, Lichtheimiaceae. Gene Ontology annotation, molecular function: histone H2AQ104 methyltransferase activity; rRNA methyltransferase activity; RNA binding.